CAUAAAGAAUCUACAAACAUAGUAGAAUUAUUUUCAACUACUCCGAUAUCUUUAUUAACUAAUUUUCUCUCUACCUUUAUUUUUUCUUGGUAUAUUCACAUUCAUAUUUUGUAAUAUUCCUUAGUCUAAUUCUGUUUUUGAAUGAUGGAAGAUGCAGUGAGUUGUAGCAGCAGAGGAUUUUCAGAGUUGUCGCGGAAUCAUACUCGAAAGAGGAGAGAAAAAGUUGAAGUCUUUCAAGAAGUGCUUCGAAGAUUAAGGGAGUUGAAUGAUGAAGAAGUGAAUCAACCUGGUUUUGAGGACGAGUUGUGGGCUCAUUUCACUAAGCUUCCACUUCGGUAUGCAUUGGAUGUGAAUAUUGAGAGGGCACAAGAUGUUGUCAUGCACAAGAACUUGUUGCAAAUGGCACAUUAUCAGAAUCCUGCGCCACAAGUUGAAGUCCGAUUAGUGCAGAUUCAUCGAAUAUCUCCCGGGGAUUCAGUUCAUUCCACUUUCUCAAAAAGGAGAGGUGCACAAGUUAUUGAUCACCAUGGCAGCAUGCAUCCUCCACCUGCCUUUGGUUUGUCACCAAGCACAGAGCUUGCGUUAGGAACCAAUAAAUUAUAUGUUCAAGAUGGAAAUAGUGCUGUGAGUGGAAAUUCAAUGUUAUUUCGACCUUUGUAUGAAAUAACGGUUUCAACACUUGACAAGCCUAAGCUCCUCUUUCGAUUGACUUCUUUACUUUCGGAGAUUGGAUUGAACAUUCAAGAAGCUCAUGCUUUCUCCACAAAAGACGGUUACUCCUUGGAUGUUUUUGUGGUUGAUGGUUGGGAAAAUGAGGAAACUGACCAGCUAAGAAAUGCACUGUUGAAGGAAAUUUCAAAUAUGGAGAAACAGCCUGUGUUAAAUCAAGACCUUUUGUUCCCCCAAAAGGAGUUCAUACAAACUGGUAUCAACGUCACCGCGGAUCAUGUGGAUACACCAAGCAACGGGAGUGAAGCGUGGGAAAUAGACAAUGCACAGCUGAAAUAUGAAUAUAAAAUUGCAACUGGAUCAACUGGUGAUUUGUUUAAAGGUUCAUUCCAUAAUCAGGAAGUGGCUAUUAAGGUUCUCAAGGCUGAGUGCCUAAAUGAAGAUGUGCAAAGAGAUUUUGCACAAGAAAUUUAUAUAUUAAGGAAAGUCCGCCACAAGAAUGUUGUGCGAUUUAUUGGUGCUUGUACAAAACCUCCGCGCUUAUGCAUAAUCACAGAAUUUAUGUCUGGUGGGAGUCUGUAUGAUUUUCUGCACAAAAAGAAAGGCCUUUUCAGGCUUUCAGUAUUACUCAAGGUUGCAAUUGAUGUUUCAAAGGGGAUGAGCUACCUGCAUCAAAAUAAUAUAAUUCACAGAGACCUCAAGACUGCCAAUCUCUUGAUGGAUGAAAAUCAAGUUGUGAAGGUUGUUGACUUUGGUGUUGCUCGAGUGCAAGUUCAGUCUGGUGUCAUGACCGCAGAAACAGGAACAUAUCGAUGGAUGGCUCCUGAGGUUAUUGGACAUAAACCCUAUGAUCGAAAAGCCGAUGUUUUCAGCUUUGGAAUUGUACUGUGGGAGCUGUUAACAGGAAAGCUUCCUUACGAGUUCUUGACCCCAUUACAAGCUGCGGUCGCUGUUGUUCAGAAGGGUCUAAGGCCAACAAUUCCCGCGAACACUCAUCCAACGCUGGUAGAAUUGCUCGAGAAAUGUUGGCAGCAAGACCCCUGCGUAAGGCCUGAAUUUUCCGUAAUUCUUGACAUCUUGCAACACAUGACCAAAAAGAUAGUUGAAGAAGAGAAAAGUAACAAAAGAAGAAGCGCCGCGUUGCCAGUGAGGAAGCAUGAUGCAUGACCACGUUUUACUUUAAGUUAUAUGUACUCACAGUGUGAUUUUUUUCCGCUAUCAGUGUUGUAUAACUAUGAUCUGUGGCAGUAGGUUAGCUACAACUUUUCACAGAUUACAAAUUAAUAAUGUUUAUCAUUGGGAUUUACCUUGUAAUUUACAUGAUCAUAUUGUAUAAAUAUUUAAAAACUGGCUACUUAUGACAAA
Molecule: messenger RNA, 2034 nt
Organism: Capsicum annuum
Lineage: Eukaryota; Viridiplantae; Streptophyta; Magnoliopsida; Solanales; Solanaceae
Product: serine/threonine-protein kinase STY46
Exons: 16
Coding region: 142-1836 (564 amino acids)
Biological process (GO): protein phosphorylation
Molecular function (GO): ATP binding; protein kinase activity
Source: RefSeq, a predicted model, not a curated record